AUGUCAUUAAAGAUUAUACUACCUACGCAUAAGAAUGAGCUCAACAAUGAUCUAGAUACAUUGGAAAAUCUACAAACAAGAAAGAUAGCAUAUUAUGACGAAACAAUCAAGGGCUAUAUAAUAAAUAAUAAUGAAAAUAACCUAGGGCCUAAAAAAGUAUCACUUUACCUGAGUAUAUUACCUCAAGGUUCAACUUUAAGUAAUACUUCAAUUGAUGAUUCAACCAGCUCAAGCAUGUUUAAAUUUACUUUGGAUGAAAAUCAAGUUAUUUUGGACAAUGAUAAAACUACAGUAUGGCAAUUUGAGCUUCCAAUAAUGUAUCAACGUAAAAAAUAUGCACAACCAAAUUUAUUCAUAUCAUGUAAACUUGAAGACUCAAUUGAUAACCAACAACACGAUCAUAAUACACUAGAGGAUUCAAUAGAGUUACCGAAUUUUAUGCCUGUUUUUAAUGAUUUUAUGGCAUAUUCUGACAUUUCAAUAAAUGAAAAACAUCAAAAUAUUGAAGAAACUAUUGUGAGUAAAAACUUGCACGUGGAAAAAGAAGAAACAACUGAAAACAUAGCUGAAAUAAGUAUCCCAAUAAUAUCAUCAUUAGUAAUUAAAUUGAAAACAACAAAACCCGCAGGUCGGAACGGUCUUUUACUAGCUGCGUUAAAUAUUGAAUGUUCAGAAGAAAUGUUACAUCUUAUGACAAAAGACAAAAACGAUCAAGGAUCCGAAGAUGAAAAAACAAAUUCAGUAAACGAUAUAAGCUUUGAUAUAUCUGAACUAAAUGUAAUAUUUGAAAACUCAAUUUGUGAACCAUCACAUUACAUUUUUCCAACUCAUAUGGGAAUUUUAGAUUCAUUAAAUGUCAUUUAUAAAUUAAUCAGUAAUGAUCCCACCAGCAAAAAUACGUCAAAACCAAUUUCAAUAAAACUAACAUUCAAAAUUCAAAAAAAAGUCGACGACGAAUUAAUAGACAUCAGUAAUGUGAUCCAAACUGAGUGGAGUCCAUUUAUAGACUUUGGGUUAAUUGCACCUCCUAUAAAUAAUGCAUUAAAAACAAAUAAUAAUGUAUCUCAAGUACAAUCUCAAGUGGGAAACUUACCGAAUGGAACUAAUAUACGACAAAAGGCGUUAUUAAAUAAUAUUUACAAAUUGAAAAGCCCAAGUACUUCCAAUCAAAGCACGAAUAGUUUAUCAGUGUCAUCUUCAGCUUCUUCUUCAACAACUGCAAAAAGAAUUCAUUCAGGUACGACAAGAGUUGCAUCAUCAGUCACUGUUAACUUAUCUACUAAUGUCAAUUCUUCAUUGGCAGGUUUAAGAUUAACAUUCAUUGGAAAACUAGAUAUGAAACUAGGCCAGGUUACAAAUUGGAAGAUUCAAGCUGUUAAUAAUUCAAUUAAUAGACUAAAUCUAUCGUUACUAGUUCAGAAUCCAAUCAACUUUAAUCCUAUAUACAACACAAGUACAACAUCCGGAAAUAAUAAUUUUUCUUCAUCAAAUUUAUUACCAAUGCUAAAUCAUGGAGAUAAAAAUAAUAGAGACAAUGACAUAAUAAUUCAAGGAAAAACUCAACUAUUUUCACUAUAUAAUUCCUUAAAAACAAAUUAUGAAGAAGAAGGUGUAAUUAUUUUGAAUAACGAUGUUAGAAUUGGUCCAUUAGAUCCUCAGACUGUAUUUGAAACUAAUUUACAAUUAAUUGGGAACAAAACAGGUAUAUUUAAUUUAGACGGUAUUAAAAUUUUUGAUAUAAAUACUGGUGAUGGAUUAGAUUUCGGAAAAUUAAUAGAAGUAUUUGUAGUAUAA
Messenger RNA from Lodderomyces jiufengensis, 1794 nucleotides. RefSeq lists its product as uncharacterized. The transcript has a single exon. Gene Ontology annotation, cellular component: TRAPPII protein complex; trans-Golgi network. The coding region runs from base 1 to 1794 and encodes 597 amino acids. The record is from RefSeq and is a predicted model, not a curated record. Gene Ontology annotation, biological process: intra-Golgi vesicle-mediated transport. NCBI's taxonomy places the organism in Eukaryota, Fungi, Ascomycota, Pichiomycetes, Serinales, Debaryomycetaceae.